Messenger RNA from Dichomitus squalens LYAD-421 SS1, 2340 nucleotides. Its product is annotated as OPT oligopeptide transporter. The record is from RefSeq and is a predicted model, not a curated record. The transcript is spliced from 32 exons. Gene Ontology annotation, biological process: transmembrane transport. The coding region runs from base 1 to 2340 and encodes 779 amino acids. Gene Ontology annotation, molecular function: oligopeptide transmembrane transporter activity. Lineage: Eukaryota; Fungi; Basidiomycota; Agaricomycetes; Polyporales; Polyporaceae.
AUGUCCGCAGAGGUGGAGGAGGACCAUCGCCCCUCGCCCUCUUCGAUAGCCUCCUUCUCAUCUUUUGAGGGCGAGAAAUCCAUCCGUGCGUUCUCUCUUCCUUCUUUUGACGACUCCGAAUCGUUGUCUUCCCGCCAUACAGAGGAUCCUCCCGACUUCUUCGAUCCCAACUAUGCCAAUGAUAUCACCUGGCUCGAAGACGACUCUCCCUAUCCAGAGGUCCGUUCCGCCGUCGCAAACUACGAUGACCAGUCCAUGCCAAUCAACACCCUGCGUGCUUGGGUGCUCGGCAUUCUCUGGGCCAUCAUCAUCCCUGGCGUCAAUGAGUUCUACUAUUUCCGCUAUCCGUCUAUUAUGGUCACCGGGAUUGUUGCGCAGCUCAUCAGCUUCCCACUCGGAAGAGCCUGGGCGCGAUGGAUCCCGCAGUGGAAAGUGUUCGGAAUGGCCCUGAACCCCGGCAUGUUCACCAUCAAAGAACACGUGCUGAUCACCAUCAUGGCCGGAGUCGGCGCUCAGUCCGCGUACGCGACGGAGAUCAUCGCUGUCCAACGGGUCUGGUACAAGCAGAAUUUCAACUUCGGAUAUCAAUGGAUGCUCGUAAUGUCGACACAGCUCAUUGGCUUCUCGGUCGGAGGUCUGGCGCGUAGAUUGCUCGUUGCACCUGCGUCUAUGAUAUGGCCGAACACUUUGGUGCUCUGCGCGUUGUUCAACACUUUGCAUUCCCAGAGCUAUGCAGGGAUAGGUCGUCAUGAUGGACUCAGUCGGGAACGAUUCUUUGCAUACGCUUUCGUCUCCGCUGCCGUCUGGUAUAUUGUCCCGGGAUAUCUAUUCCAGGCAUUGAGCUAUCACAGCGGCAUGGGCUUCUCGCUUUUGUCCUUCGACUGGAAUCAAAUCGCAUUCAUCGGCAGUCCGCUCGCGACACCUUGGUGGGCGGAAGCGAACGUGAUCGUUGGCUUUCUGGUGUUCUAUUGGUUCCUUGCACCGCUUGUCUACUUCACGAACGUCUGGUGCUCUCAGUACAUGCCUAUCUCCGCUCUAGGACCAUACGACAACACGGGCAAGCGCCGGCCAUACAACCUGACUCGCAUACUCAACGCGGAUUCAACAUUCGACCUCCAAGCCUACAAGGACUACAGCCCCCUGUUCCUUUCCGCGACAUUCGCGAUAUCAUACGGGCUCGCCUUUGCGUCAAUCACCGCUACCAUCGUGCACGCCAUCCUGUACUUCCGCAAGCCCAUCGCGGUCCACUUGCACCGUUCGCUCGCCGAGCAGCCGGAUAUUCAUGCACGCCUCAUGUCCAAGUAUCCCCCUGUCCCACAAUGGUAUGCCGGGAUCUUGGUGGUGACAUUCACGUUCUCGUGCCUCUGCAUCAAGUUGUACCCAACGCAAAUGACCAUUUGGGCCCUGUUUGUGGCACUGUGCAUCGCGCUUGUAUACUUGAUUCCAGUUGGCAUGAUCCAGGCCAUUACCAAUCGACAAGUUGGACUGAAUGUCAUCACCGAACUUGUCGUGGGAUACAUGCUUCCUGGCCGCCCGGUGGCGAUGAUGAUGUUCAAGACUUGGGGAUACAUCACAAUGUCGCAAGCGAUGAUUUUCACGUCUGAUUUCAAGCUUGGGCAUUACAUGAAGAUACCACCGAGGCCGAUGUUCUGGUGCCAGGUUGUGGCCACUGUGGUUGCUGGCACCGUGCAGUUAGGUGUCGAGAACUGGAUGUUCUCCAAUAUUCCCUUGAUUUGCACGCCAGCGCAAAAGGACAUGUCUGGAUUCACCUGUCCAAACACAGAGGUGUUUGCGACGGCGUCGGUAGUCUUUGGUGUUAUCGGUCCUACAUUACAGUUCUCGAAAGGCCAAUUGUACUACCCGCUACUAUUCUUCUUCAUCAUCGGCGCCGUCUGCCCGCUGGCUGUUUGGUUGUUGACGAAACGAUAUCCCAACUCAUGGCUCAAUUACGUCAAUCUCAUGUUCACUGGGGUCGGACUCAUACCUCCUGCGAGCGCUGUGAAUUAUGUUCCUUGGGCUAUGAUCGGCUUCCUUUCGCAAUAUGUCAUCCGCAGGAGAUAUUUUCCGUUCUGGGCAAAAUAUAAUUAUGUACUUUCCGCGGCGCUAGAUGCAGGAACUGCGAUAUCAACCCUCCUCGUGUACUUUAUCCUUCAAUAUCCGAGGAACGGUGCGAUUGGCCGUGACACCAUUCAGCAGUGGUGGGGUAACACUGUUUUCAAGAACACUGCGGACUGGCAUUCCGCGCCGUUACGGGUCGUGCCGCCUGGGGAUCGCUUUGGGUACGUGUGGCAUUGCCUAUUCUUUGGUGAAAUCUGCUCAGCAGCUCCGCACUCUGUAUAG